Drosophila eugracilis is the source of this 1298-nucleotide messenger RNA. RefSeq lists its product as uncharacterized. The coding region runs from base 1061 to 1237 and encodes 58 amino acids. The record is from RefSeq and is a predicted model, not a curated record. The transcript is spliced from 2 exons. Lineage: Eukaryota; Metazoa; Arthropoda; Insecta; Diptera; Drosophilidae.
CAAUGGCGACCAAUAUUCAUUCGUCUGCCGAUUCUGGGUCUAUAUGUUUUAUUAUAGACUCGAAUGCUGAGAAAGAUAGAUAAAUGGGAGAUGGAUGGGCGAUGGGUCAUCAUUGUCUCUAUUCACCUAAAAAUUAAUGACCACCAGAAGGGCGGGCAGCCGACAGUUGAAAUUAAGUUCAUUUGGCAAAUAUGCAGGAAAAUCUGCCAAAUAAUUGAUAAAACAAAAAGAAAACUAUAGGAACAUUAACUUAAACUACUUUACAUAUAAAGUGUAGUUUUAAAAAGAGCCCAAAAACUCAAACGUAAUACCAGAGAUCGAAUGAAAACACAGCGAAAAAGCCUCGAGGGGCUGGAAAACCUUUCGCACAGAGUUCGCUUACAAUUGUUUUUAAUUAUGAGCAUUGUUCGUUGCCAGUCGCUGUUCAUUAUGCGGUUAGUUAAUGUCAUUUAGUUCAUCAGCUUAAUUUCCAUCUCUGCCAUUUUCAUUUUCAAUUUUCAUUUGCAGCUCUUCCUUCCUCUCACAGCCACCCCCUCUUUUAAUCGUUCGGCAUUUCUCGUUUCCAAUUUUGAAUAUUGGGUUUUCACUUAUUUAUUUCGUUGAUUUUGUUUCUUCUUUUUUUUUUUUUUUUUUUGGCAAUGAAAGUGAAAUAAUGUGCAAUAUGCAUACACAGAUACUGCAUGCUAUAUACUAUAUGCAUAUGCUAUUAAAGACAGGAGAGAAGACUGACUGCCUCUCAACUUUUGCCACCAUAAAUCACAACAGAUCGCCACUGGACAGUGGAGCAAACUGCAUUUUCACCUCAAAUAAAGAAAGCUUGAUGUUAUUAAUAAUUUCCAUCACAAGUAGGCUCAAUUUUCGAGUCAUUGUGUUAACUUUUAAAGGUAGUUGCCCUAGAUUUUAGUGCUUACUAGUCGAGUCGAAGGAUCUCAGUUCUGUUUCAGUUUUUAGAGAGCACACACGUCUGAAUUUCUGUGAAGUUUUAUUUAUUGGAAAAAAAUCAGUAAAGUUUAACUUUCUUUCCCCGUUGAAUCGAGUGUAAGUUUUCUCUAGCGCAAUAAUGGCUGAGAAAAACAAAACGCUUCGGCUGCUGCGAAUGGUGCGUUCUUCCUUGACGAUCAUCUACAACGAUCACUUCUGCUGGACCUUUAUCAAGAGCUACGGACUAUUCUCCUUGGCCGUACCCCUGGCCAAGUACCUGGACGGUUUCGAGAUCCUGCCCUCCUCUGGCAUCUAAUUUUCUUGUUAGUCAUGCACUUAAAUUAAAUUUUGUUUGAUCAAAGCAAACAAUUAAUCUA